UUCUGUUUUUUUUUUAUAGGCUUUCAGUUUCUUGCUCAGACUAUUUGAUGAUGGCCAGUCAUUGCGGUAGAAACGAAUCUCUCGCGUCUCCUAUAAAGGAGAGAAGUGUAACGCUAGCAUCACAACAAUUUGGAGAUGGAUUCUUCAGUAGCCCACAAGCCUCAUGCCAUAUGCAUUCCCUACCCAGCACAAGGCCACAUCAACGCCAUGAUACAACUAUCCAAGCUCCUACAUUCAAGAGGCUUCCAUAUCACCUUUGUCCACUCCCAGUUCAUUUACAGCCAUCUGUUGAGUUCCAAAGGCCUGGACACUCUCAAUACCUCUCCCAGUUUCAGGUUUGAGACCAUACCAGACGGUUUGCCGGCAUCAAAUGAUAGGCAUGACAUAUAUGCCCUCACCGAUUCACUCCGAAAGAAGUGUGUUGAGCCGUUCCGUGAGCUUGUAACAAAACUCAAUAGCUCCUUGAACACACCCCCUGUAACUUGCAUUGUUGCGGAUGGCAUUAUGACCUUCACCCUGCAGGUUGCUGAAGAGGUGGGUGUCCCUGAAGUGCUGUUCUGGCCUAUGUCCGCCAGUGGCUUCAUGGGUUUCUUUCAGUACCGCGAGCUAAUCCAAAGAGGUCUCGUGCCUAUGAAAGAUGAGAGCUUCCUGACAAACGGAUACCUUGAUACCCGCAUCGACUGGAUACCCGGCAUGAGAGAUAUCCGUCUCAAGGAUAUCCCUUCCUACAUUAGGACAACGGACCCCAACGACAUCAUGCUCACAUUUGCAGACAACGAAGUGCAGAACAGUCGCAAGGCUUCCGCAGUUAUCCUCCAUACCUUCGACGACUUAGAACCCGAGACUCUACAUGCCAUCAAAUCCUUCCUCCCCAGACUCUAUACCCUCGGCCCAUUACCAUUGCUUUGCCGCCAGAUAGUCGAAAACGGGCUUAAUCGGUUCCAAUCCAGCCUAUGGAAAGAAGAAACAGGAUGCUUGGAAUGGUUGGAUAAGCAAAAGACCGCUUCCAUCGUCUAUGUGAAUUUCGGGAGCUUAGCAGUCGUAACGGACGAACAGUUGAGGGAGUUCGCAUGGGGGCUCGCGAAUAGCAAGCAUCCCUUCUUAUGGAUCGUCCGUCCCGAUGUUGUGAUUGGCAACCAAGCAGCUUUGCCGGAAGAGUUCAUGGCAGAGAUUGAAGGCAGGGCAAUUCUGGGUUGCUGGUGCCCGCAAGAACAAGUCCUUUCCCACCCGUCAAUUGGAGCCUUCCUAACACAUUGCGGUUGGAAUUCGAUGAUGGAGAGCAUAUGCGGCGGAGUGCCGAUGAUCUGCUGGCCUGUUUUCGCUGACCAGCAAACGAACUGCCGGUAUGCCUGUAAGGAAUGGGGGAUUGGGAUGGAGAUCGGUGACGCCGUAAAUAGAGAAGAAAUAGAGGGUAUUGUGAAGGAAAUGAUGGCAGGAGAGAAAGGGAAAGAAAUGCGAAAUAAAGUCAUGGAAUGGAAACAGAGUGCUGAAAAUGCUGCUCAAGUGGGAGGAUCUUCAUACACUAGCCUCGAUGCACUGAUUGACCAAGUCCUUCGACGGACAGACGGGUGAUCAGACGGUUGGAAAUGUCCUGGGCAGUAACGUGAACGGCCCACAGUUCAAUAAUGUAGCUAGAAAGAUUAGUUCACUUUGGCGACUCACGGCCCAUCCAAAUGCUUCCAUAUUCGAUAAGAUAUUAUCACAUGAUCACCCUCAACAUGAAUGAUUCCGAGCGCUUACCACGUGGAACCCGGUGGCAAUGAUAGACGCUGGAUCCUGAGUCGCGAUGGAGGCAAAUCGAACUCUUAAAGGUUACCUGAUUUGUAGAUUUUAAUGCACGGUUCAUUUAGCUGCUGAUAUCUGCUGCAACGUAACAUACCCUAUGCCCUUAAAAUUUCUUUAAUUGUUCACUUUCAUUUAUACAUGCAAUUGUCCA
Magnolia sinica is the source of this 1936-nucleotide messenger RNA. RefSeq names its product 7-deoxyloganetin glucosyltransferase-like. The transcript has 2 exons. The coding region runs from base 136 to 1572 and encodes 478 amino acids. Gene Ontology annotation, molecular function: UDP-glycosyltransferase activity. NCBI's taxonomy places the organism in Eukaryota, Viridiplantae, Streptophyta, Magnoliopsida, Magnoliales, Magnoliaceae. The record is from RefSeq and is a predicted model, not a curated record.